Messenger RNA from Helicoverpa armigera (cotton bollworm), 811 nucleotides. RefSeq lists its product as uncharacterized. The coding region runs from base 134 to 811 and encodes 225 amino acids. Gene Ontology annotation, cellular component: nucleus. NCBI's taxonomy places the organism in Eukaryota, Metazoa, Arthropoda, Insecta, Lepidoptera, Noctuidae. Gene Ontology annotation, biological process: snRNA export from nucleus. The record is from RefSeq and is a predicted model, not a curated record. The transcript has 3 exons.
CCAGACCGCUCUAUCUUGUCUAUUAUUGAAAAUGACAGCAGCCAAUGGAGAUUGAUAUUGGGAGGAAUUGCUGUAUUACAAUUUAAUCCUUUCAUGAUCUUUUAUUUCACAUCUUUAAUUGUAAGUCUUGAUUAUGAUGUCAACGACUGAAGGCGAGCUGGAUGUUGAAGUCUCCCUCGAACGGGAAGACGGGGAGUUGGAAGAUUCGGAUGUAGAAGAGGGCACGUAUAUUCCCCUGGCGCGGCCGGAGGCGUUCAACCCGCCGUCGCUGGUGCACAUGCAGAUACAGGACGAGCAGAGCGACGAGGCGUCAGCGCAGGAGUCCUCGGGCUCGGAGUCGGACGACGAGCCGCGGCGGCGCGCCAAGCGCACCAAGCUGCGCCCGCGCCGUCCGGUGCCGCAGCCCGACAAGAAGGACAAGUACAACAUUUGGUGCAAGGCUUUACAGGAGGACCUACUAACAGAGGACAUGGUCAGUUGUGAUGUAUCAAAGAAGAGCAGAUAUGGCGUUGAGUCUUAUGAUUAUACUAUUAAGUAUAGAUUAGAUGAUAACUAUAUAUCUAAGAAAGUUUUCACCUCAAAUGAUGAUUACGAUGACAGUGAACGGGUAUCCAACAAAAGGAAGAAUGCAGACCGCUCUAAUGUAAAGUUAAGGUUGGGUAAGAGAGUCAAUAGUCACCAGAGAGAUGACAAGCUGAAGCCUCGGAUCCUCGGAGACCUGGUAGUGAAAGCUGAUGAUACUACAGAAGCUAUUGCUGAAAAUAUUGCAGAGAAACUCUCUGAGGAUAAGAAGGAUUUAGUGGGUAUGUAG